AAUUAGCCGGGCGUGGUGGCGGGUCCCUGUAGUCCCAGCUACUGGGGAGGCUGAGGCAGGAGAAUGGCGUGAACUCGGGAGGUGGAGCUUGCAGUGAGCCGAGAUCGCGCCACUGCACUCCAGCCUGGGCGACAGAGCAAGACUCCAUCUCAAAAAAAAAAAAAGCUGCCUUUUGUUUCCGCCGGGCACGGUGGCUCACACCUGUAAUCCCAGCACUUUGGGAGGCCGAGGCGGGUGGAUCACCUGAAGUCGGGAGUUUGAGACCAGCGUGACCAACAUGGAGAAACCCCGUCUCUACUAAAAAUAAAAAUAAAAAAAAUUAGCCGGGUGUGGUGGUGCAUGCCUGUAAUCCCAGCUACUCGGGAGGCUGAGGCAGGAGAAUCGCUUGAACCUGGGAGAUGGAGGUUGCAGUGAGCCGAGGUGGCGCCAUUGCACUCCAGCCUGGGCAACAAGAGCGAAACUCCUUCUCAAAACAAACAAACAAACAAACAAACAGCUGCCUUGGUUCCUUUGGGUCCCCUGCUAUCCUAGGUCAGGGUAGGGCUGAGUAAGGAGGGAAUGUGGUCCAGAUUUGUGCCAGAGAAGAAAGGCUUUAAACUACUCGGGGUUGGGGGGAUGGUGUUCCGCUGGGCCUUUCCAGAAAUCUUCCUGAGUCAAUAUUUCUUUCUUGACUUUUCUUCUCCCAUCCACCAACUGGCCAUAUCAAAUCCAACUCCUCCCAUCCCUAAAAAGCUGAAUGGGAAGCUGCUGUCAGUCAGUCCUGACCCCAGGGAUACGCGAGGCCCCAUCUUGCACUGAGGGAAGAUCAACCUCAGAUGGAAUUCAGCUUCUCGAAAGCUUUGUGACUGGGAAAGAAGCAGGCAGGCUUCGAAAGGUUUGCAGAAGGAGCCCAGAGUGCCCCUAGGGCUGGGUCACUGAGACCCUGGGACGUGACAGUAAGAGGCUGCAGGGCAAUGGGACAAACUCUUACUUCCUGAGGUCCUGAACCUUCCGAAAGCCUAGAAAACCCAUAAUGGAGGGUCGCUGAAGUCAGCUCCUGCCUUUAAAUCCAACUGCCCUUUUUACAUUUUGUUUUUAUUUUUUAUCUUCAGCUUUUAAGUUCAAGGGUACAUGUGCCGAUGUGCAGGUUUGUUCCAUAGGCAAAUGCGCCGUGGUGGUUUGCUGUGCAGAUCAUCCCAUCAGCUAGCUGUUAAGGCCAGCAUUCGUUAGCUAUUAUUCCUCAGGCUCUCCCUUUCACCCCCCAACCCAACACAGGCCCCAGUGUGUGUGUCGUUCCCCUCCAUGUGUCCAUGUGUUCUCAUUGUUCAGCUCCCACUUAUAAGUGAGAACAUGCGGUGUUUGGUUUUCUGUCGAACUGCCCUUUUAAUGCAGUGAGUGAGCCUGGUGCCUGUCCUAAACCCUCCACACCCCACUUCCGGCUCUCAAAAUCAGUUGACCAGCCAACUCCUGGACUCUGGGCCUACAGAUGGAUUUGAUUGGAAGUGAUCUUAGGACGGGCCGUCUUUUCACUCUCCUUGCCUCUGCGCUUCCAGCCAUCUCAAAUGGAUGCAACUAAAUGGUUUGAAAAACCUCUCCAACACAAAACUUCUAGGAUUCUAGGACUCUAGGACUCUGCUAUAGAGCCAACUAUAAAGUCUUCAGAGAAACACAUACCCCUGGCUCCAUAUCACCUGUCAGCACUUUUUAAAGCAGUAGCAUUUCACUUUGUUUUCCCCUCCACGCCGACCAGUGUGGUCUUCAGCAUAGCGUGAGCUUCUAGUGACAUGAGCUGGAGGGAAAGAGGAAGUGCAUCACGACGGCUCGUCCGAUGGACAAGGAACAUGUGAGCAGAGGAAACCUGUGCCGUUUCCCUGGGCAUAGCCUAGAAAGUGUCAAGACCCCAGACUCAUCUCUAUUAUCAACGUGGUGCUGGAGCAGAAGCAAUGCUUUGAUGGUUGUUUCACAGCCCAGAGUAUCGUAAGCAGAGGGAGAGUGAUUUCCCUUACUCCCAGUGUUUAACCAAACAUCUGUUCUAAAAGAAGGGCUGAACUGAUGGAAGGAAUGCUGAUAGCCUGAGACUCAGGAAGACAACUUCUGCAGGGUCACUCCCUGGCUUCUGGAGGAGAGAGAAGGAGGGCAGCACUCCAGUGGCACAGAAGUGAGACACAAUGGAAUCAGCCUUCACCUCCAAGGACACUUAUUUAAGCCAUUUUAACCCUCGGGAUUACCUAGAAAAAUAUUACAAGUUUGGGUCUAGGCACUCUGCAGAAAGCCAGAUUCUUAAGCACCUUCUGAAAAAUCUUUUCAAGAUAUUCUGCCUAGACGGUGUGAAGGGAGACCUGCUGAUUGACAUCGGCUCUGGCCCCACUAUCUAUCAGCUCCUCUCUGCUUGUGAAUCCUUUAAGGAGAUCAUCGUCACUGACUACUCAGACCAGAACCUGCAGGAGCUGGAGAAGUGGCUGAAGAAAGAGCCAGAGGCCUUUGACUGGUCCCCAGUGGUGACCUAUGUGUGCGAUCUUGAAGGGAACAGAGUCAAGGGUCCAGAGAAGGAGGAGAAGUUGAGGCAGACAGUCAAGCAGGUGCUGAAGUGUGAUGUGACUCAGAGCCAGCCGCUGGGGGCCAUCCCCUUACCCCCAGCUGACUGCGUGCUCAGCACACUGUGUCUGGAUGCUGCCUGCCCAGACCUCCCCACCUACCACAGGGCGCUCAGGAACCUCGGCAGCCUACUGAAGCCAGGGGGCUUCCUGGUGAUCAUGGAUGCGCUGAAGAGCAGCUACUACAUGAUUGGUGAGCAGAAGUUCUCCAGCCUCCCCCUGGGCUGGGAGGCAGUAGAGGCUGCUGUGAAAGAGGCUGGCUACACAAUCGAAUGGUUUGAGGUGAUCUCGCAAAGUUAUUCUUCCACCAUGGCCAACAACGAAGGACUUUUCUCCCUGGUGGGGAGGAAGCUGAGCAGACCCCUGUGAUGCCUGUGACCUUAAUUAAAGCAAUUCCUUUGACCUGUCCAGUUGACUUCAGUUCUUGGUUCUAACUGCCAAGUCAUGUGCUGAGUAGAGGCUCAGCGGUUGGGGCCCGAUGGUUCAUCUAGGAUGGGACUGGAGAGGUCAGUCUACAAACAAUCCAUUGACCACUUACUUGGUGCUGCACACAAAUGUUGGUGCUAUGGGACCCAAAGAUGAGCAGUUAGUAUUCCAGCCUUCAUUGCUUGUGUUUACAAAAGAAGACCUCACUUCCCUAAACAUCUAGUUAUGGCGGCUCAAGCCCGUACCUGUCUACAGAGAAGUGUCUGCAGUUACUCACUAUUAGUUUCCUAAGGGGGCACUGCUGGCUCCUUCUCUCCCAGGAAUGGGCUUCUCCUGUUCUUCAACUCUUGCCUUCUCCCUGGAGAGGCUACCAAACCCUGGCCUCUGCCGCUGUUCAGGCUGCCCUGUGGUUAUAGCUGUUUGCUAGACUCCACUCUGGCCUCAGGGGCCAGAGAACAGCUGUCCAGCAUUUCUGUUCAUCCCAGCAAUCCAAAAAAAAUUUUUUUAAGCUACAAAUAUCACUCCAUUUUCGAGGCCGGGCGCGGUGGCUCACGCUUGUAAUCCCAGCACUUUGGGAGGCCGAGGCGGGCGGAUCACGAGGUCAGGAGAUCGAGACCACGGUGAAACCCCGUCUCUAUUAAAAAUACAAAAAAAAAAAAUUAGCCGGGCGAGUUGGUGGGCGCCUGUAGUCCCAGCUACUCGGAGAGGCUGAGGCAGGAGAAUGGCGUAAACCCGGGAGGCGGAGCUUGCAGUGAGCCGAGAUGGCACCACUGCACUCCAGCCUGGGUGACAGAGCGAGACUCCGUCUCAAAAAAAAAAAAAAAAAAAGAUCACUCCAUUUUCAAAUUCAGACUCUGCCACUUAUUAGCUGUUUCUCAUUAGGCAAGUUAUAUAACUUUGCAGUGCCUCACUUUUCUCAUCUAUAAAAUGAGAUUAAAAUAGUCUUUUUAUUAAGAUAAUUAAAGUGAAUUGUGGCCAGGCACGGUGGCUCAUGCCUGUAAUCCCAGUGCUUUGGAAAGCUGAGGCAGACAGAUUGCUUGAGCUCAGAAGUUCAAGACUGGCCUGGGGAACAUGCAAAACCCUGUCUAUAUUAAAAAUACAAAAAAAUUAGCCGGGUGUGGCGGCACAUGCCUGUGGUCCCAGCUACUCAGGAGGCUGAGGUGGGAGGAUGGCUUGAGUCCGGGAGGUGGAGGUUGCAAUGAACUGAGAUCGCACCACUGUGUUCCAGGCAGAGUGAGAUGCUAUCUCAAAAAGUAAAAUAAUAAAUAAAGUGAAUUGUUACAUGUAAAGGACCUAGAAUAUUGCAUGGUGCUUGAUAAACAUUCAGUAAAUGUUAGUUACGAUCAUUAUUAUUAUACACGUCAUCAUCAAUAUUAGUUGCCAAAGCAGCUGAGAAAAGAUGGCUUAUUCUCCAAGCAGGAGAGAGGAUUCCUGUUCUGGGCUACAGGCACUGGACUCUUUACUGGCAUUGCCUUUGAGAGAGGCUGUGAUACAACUCAGCUUCUAUACCACAUGCUGCCAAUUCCUUUUUGAUUUAAGAAAUCUCUAGCAAACAUUGAGCACUCUCCAGCAUCUUUCUUUCACGCACCAGGCACAAGAAUGAAAAUAAAAACCCAGUGUCAGCUGACUCAACAGCCCUCAUCUUCAUAGUCCUAGAAACACCCUAAGUGCUCCCAGGUCCUUCCAAGGGCACUAGUGUACCUGCACCAGCAGUCCCCACCCAGAAUCCCCCCUGUUGAGGCUGUCCUGCUCAGGCUGUGAUGCUGGGGACCCUGAGCCCAGCCUGAGGAUGCUGGAAAGGGGCCAAUAUGCCCUCUUUUGAGAAAGAUACUGCCCAUGCCUAACACUCUGCUUUAGAUACCUCAGAGCCAUCCUGAUUUCCUCCCAGAGUGGUAAGAAACACUUUCCAUUUAUUCCAGGGAUUGGUAAACUUUUCCUGUCAAGGCCCAGAUAGUAAAUAUUUCUGGCUUUGUGGGUUAUACAGUCUUAAUUGCAACUACUCAACUCUGCAGUUGUAACAGAAGCAGCUAUAGAGAGUAUGUAAACAAAUGUGCAUGUUUGUAUUUCAAUAAAACUUUAUUUAUAAAAACAGCUGGAUGGAUAGAUUAGGCCCAAGGGUUGUAGUUUGUAGACCCCGAAUCUAGACCCUUAAGUAGCCUUGUUCAUGCCUGAAGUUUACAGAUGAUCCCCAACUUAUUUAUUUUUAUUUUAUUUUUUUGAGAUGGAGUCUCUCUCUGGAGCCCAGGUUGGAGUAUAGUGGCGUGAUCUUGGCUCACUGCAACCUCCACGUUCCGGGUUCAAGCAAUUCUCCCGCCUCAGCUUCCUAACUGGGAUUACAGGUGUGUGCCACCAUGCCCAGCUAAUUUUUGUAUUUCGUAUGUUAGCCACGUUGGCGAGGCUGGCCUCAAACUCCUGACCUCAAGUGAUCUGCCCACCUCAGCCUCCCAAAGUGCUAGGAUUACAGGAGUGAGCCACCGUGCCUGAACCUCAACUUAUGUUUGACUUACAAUGUUUGGACUUCAUAAUGGUACAAAUGUUAUAUGCAUUCAGUAGAAAUUGUACUUCAAAUUUUGAAUUUUGAUCUUUUAUUUUUAUUGUUACAAAAUUGGCUUUGUGUUUGAUGAUGUUGCCAGUUUUUGGCUAAUGAAAGAGUUCUGAGCAUAUUUAAGGUAGGCUAGGCUAAACUAUGAUGUUCGAUACAUUAGGUGCAUUAAAUUUAUUUUGGACUUAUGAUAUUCUCAACUUAUGAUGGGUUAUUGGGAUGUUACCUCAUCAUCUGCCGAGGACCAUCUGUAUACAUUUUCUUGUGAACAGUCUGGUCAGUUUCUACUUAUAGGAGCUCAAGGCAAGUCCAAGGGGCUGGACAGAAAAUAGGCAGAAUAUGGUUUCCUCUGUGCUCCAUCCCUGCUGUAGCUCUCUCUUUCUCGCUCAAUCUCCCAAUCAAAACUCUUCCUUCCGAAUGGCAUGAACCCGGGAGGCAGAGCUUGCAGUGAGCCAAGAUCACACCACAGCACUCCAGCCUGGGCCUGGGUGACAGAGAGAGACUCCGUAUCAAAAAAAAAAAAAAAAAAAAAAAAGGAACUCCUCCUUCCUCCCCUAGUUUGAAGCAUUCAAUAAAUACAAACAGAAAAUCAGAAAACAAGGGUUGUGGGGGAUGGCAGAUGAAGUGUUACCUACAUUAAUAUUUCUCAGACUGCAAGUUGCCAUUCAUCAAUGUAUUAUAAAAUCAAUUUGGUGCACCAAAUCCACAUUUUAAAAACUAAUAGAGAAUAAACUAGAAAACAGAAUCUCAGAUACUAGCACCGAAUGUGGUAUAUUAUUUCGGGAAAUUUCGUUUCCAUUUUACAAACAUCUGUCUUUCUGUCUGCACAUGUGCAUAUUUGUUACUGGAUCAUGAUAUAACAUGCAUUUGUUACUCUAGGUUGUGAUUUUUAAAACGUUUGAAAGCCACUGGGCUGUCCUCUGGGCUCUGGGACUCUGCUCUGAUAACCAACAUUUUUCUUUCCCACGGAGAUGAACGACAUAGCCCCUGUUCUUAAAGAACUGCAAGUCGUGGGGAGAAAUCGACAUGCAAACAGUUAAGACACAGCAAGACAAGUGCUCUGAGAUGCAUAAGCACAGGGUGCUAAAGGGGAGGAUGGCAAGAAAGGUGGCAUUUGCUCUGGGCCUUGCAGACUGAAUAGGGGUGUGUUUGACAACCGAGAGGAAAAGGGCAGUCUAGGGAACAACGUGUACGAAGACAUGAAAUGACUCCUCCUCCUGAUAGCAGCCUCCUCACAGGUCUGUUCUCCGACAGAAGCUGGGACCUAAGUAAAUAUUUGGCUUCUGGUUUUUCAUUUGCUUUCCUUGAAAUCAAACAGACCGACCAAGUCAUGAGCAAACAAGGACUAGGGUCAUUCUGGUCCUAACUUGUAAAUCUCUUUGACCGCUGACCCAGCUCUGGUUUUUUAAGGUCCUACUUUCUGGGAAAAUGCUCAGCAGUCUCACUUUAAGCAAACCUUUGUGAUGUAGGAAGCUGCAAGUCUCUGUGUAACAUCCUGGGGAAAGAGUGGUGAGAAGAAAGCUAUUAAAAAGGUCGUUCACCCAUUUGGUGUCAUGCAGCUCAGUCUUCGUGAUUCCCAUCAUCUGGCUGUCAAAAGUAAUAAGAGAUGUCCAUGGUACGACUUACUAGGCUGAGCUUUAAAAGCUAUAACUGCGCCCUCUAAUUUUAGUCUCAGCCAACUCGGAGAAUACGAGGCAACAAAUAAAUCUUAUGGAGGCUCAGAGAACAUGGAACAAACAAGGACUAAGGGACAGAAAACGUGUGAAUCUUAGCUUGAUCACUUGAUUGUUGUAAGAGCAUCAUUCCAGCUUUCUCAGGCUUGGGGCCCCUCUGGAAAACAGGGAUAAUAAUCAUUUCUCAGGACUGCAUUGAGAUCAAGUGAGGUACCUGUGAAGGCAUUUUGUAACCUGUUAAGUGACAAAUAUUAGAUAACUCUGAUAGUAUUAACCCAUUCUAGGACAGCCAUUAAGCCACAUGUUGCUGCAUUCAUGAACAGUUCCUUAGUGAGAAAAUAAAUCAUUCUACCAAAAAGACAUAUGCACCCAUAUGUUCAUCACAGCACUACUCACAGUAGCAAGACAUGGAAUCCAGUAGGCACCGAUCAAUGGUGGAUCGGAUAAAGGAAAUGUGGUACAUUUACACCAUGGAAUACUAUAUGGCCGUACAAAAUGAAAUCAUGUCCUUUGUACCAACAUGGAUGCAGCUGGAGGUCAUUCUCUUCAGUGCAGUAGCCAGAAACAGAACGCCAAAUACCGCAUGUUCUCAUGUAUAAGUGGAAGCUAAACAUGGGUUCCACAUGGACACAAAAAUGGGAACAAUAGACACUGGGGACUACAAAAGGGGGGACGAGGGAGAGGGGCAAAGGUUGAAAAACUACCUAUUAGGUACUAUGUUCACUACCUGGGUGACAGGUUCAAUCACAGCCAAACCUCAGCAUCACGCAAUAUAUCCAUGUAACAAACCUGCACACAUACCCCCUGAAUCUAAAAUUAAAAUUGAAAGAAAGAAAAUCUUAACACUGAAAAAACUUUCUUAAUGAACUGAGUAUGGCCUUCAAAACCUGUCUUGCAUAUGCUUUCUAUGCAAGUCAGCACCAUAGGCACCUUGAAUCCAGAGCCUUCUUCAUAGUUGCUUAUUCAUUCAGAAGAUGUUUCUUGCAUCCCUGUUAUGUGCUAGGCAUUUGGCCUGAGCUGAGGAUCCUACACUGAAGAUGAUGCAGUCUCUGGCCUCGUGGGACUUAUAUCCCUGCAAGGAAGACCAGAAAGAAAUGCACUCUGACACAGCCUGAGCAGAAGUGCUAGAUUUUUUUUUUGGUACUCAAGUCAGCUAGUCAGGACAUUUUGCCCACCCAAAUGAGACAAACCAGGCCCUUCUUACAGCUGUACCUUCUCUUGUAUAGAUCAGCUUCACUCAAAAAAAAUGUUGAGCUAGGAUUAUGUGUUUAAGGAAGAUUAUCACAAAGAAAAACACCAUUGCGAGUAAAGUCACUGAAGCUUUCUGUUUCAUAUCUUCCAAUGAAAGCAGGGAUUUACACUUUCUGAGUCUAGCCCUCUUGUCUCCCUUGCUGGCCAGUUUCACACUGAAAGGAGAUGCUUUCCUUGGCCUUUCAAAUGCUUUCCUUGGCCCUCUGAUCGCCAGCAGAGGGUGCACGUGGCUCUUGUUGAAGCCCUUCAUUCCUGAAUUUGACCAUUUACACAUGAAGGAAUUUAAAUUGAGUUAAACCUUCCCAAACAAGACGCUUCUCCUCAGUGUCUCCUUUUUCACAAUCUACUUAUGAGGCUGCUAGGAAAAGGGAAAGAGGAAUUCAGCAUAUUUUUCUUUAACGAAAAAUAUGGAUAAUUAUUUUUAUGGAUACACACAUUUAAAAAUUUCCCUUUUAGGUCUAUACACAAAAUGCAAAUUUUAAUAAACUGUAGAGAGGAUCUUGGCCAGAUUAGCAUGAGAAAUAAUAACUAUUAGAUUAUGCAGUUAACUCACCAUCACCUUCUAUUUGCUGUUUAUUCAAAGAAGAGAAAGAAGGUUUUUGUGCUUUUUCAAACCCUAGUUUUUUAAUAUUUAGAAAAUGAAGAAGUCUUUCUACGGCUGUGGUUGCUGGACAAACCACUGUGCUUAUCACUUUAAUUUGUACUUUAAUAGUGUCUGAUGAAUUCAGGGGAAGGGUUGAAGUUGAAUUUCAAACUCUCAACAAAUAAUUGUGAGUUAUUAUUGCCUUUGUUUGGACUUCAGUAUUGAAAGCCAGGAAGUAGUUUCUUUCUUGGUAGGUUAUUGUCUCUCUUCCUUUCAGAGAAAAGCUUUUGAAUGUUUAAACAGAAGAGGAGUUAAAAAACUGUAAACACCAGUUAGGCUGCUCUUUAGAAAGAUCGGUAAUAGCGAGCAGGCCCAGUGGCUCACCUGUGUAAUCCCAGCACUUUGGGAGGCCGUGGUGGGUGGAUCAUUUGAGGUCAGGUGUUGGAGAUCAGCCUGACCAACAUGGUGAAACCCUGUCUCUACUAAAAAUACAAAAAAAUUAGCUGGGUGUGGUGGUGCAUGCCUGUAAUCCCAGCUACUUGGGAGGCUGAGGCAGGAAAAUUGCUUGAACCCAGGAGAUGGAGGUUGCAGCAAGCCAAGAUCACACCACUGUACUCCAGCCUGGGAGACAGAGCAAGACUCUGUCUCAAAAAAAAAAAAAAAAAAAAGAAAA
Symphalangus syndactylus (siamang) is the source of this 9721-nucleotide messenger RNA. It is a transcript of the gene NNMT, whose product is annotated as nicotinamide N-methyltransferase. The record is from RefSeq and is a predicted model, not a curated record. NCBI's taxonomy places the organism in Eukaryota, Metazoa, Chordata, Mammalia, Primates, Hylobatidae. Gene Ontology annotation, molecular function: nicotinamide N-methyltransferase activity. Gene Ontology annotation, cellular component: cytosol.